Dunckerocampus dactyliophorus (ringed pipefish) is the source of this 5218-nucleotide messenger RNA. RefSeq names its product NCK-interacting protein with SH3 domain-like. The transcript has 13 exons. Gene Ontology annotation, molecular function: protein binding; Arp2/3 complex binding. The record is from RefSeq and is a predicted model, not a curated record. The coding region runs from base 200 to 2371 and encodes 723 amino acids. Lineage: Eukaryota; Metazoa; Chordata; Actinopteri; Syngnathiformes; Syngnathidae. Gene Ontology annotation, biological process: endocytosis.
AUUGAAUGGUAAGAACAGGCAGCGAUCAUGUGACCGCUGGAGCUGCAUUGUAAAUAGACAGCAGGGGCCAUGCCUUCAUAACGUCUUUAAAAACACCGCAAAAGGUCACUUGUUUCCUUUCAGAGACUCCUUAUCACCCUACGAGGAUUUUCCGUACGGUUCCGCUUUAUUCGGGGCGUCUAAAGUGUUAAACAACAACAUGUACCGGUCUCUGUACGCCUUUCGAUCUGCUGAGCCCAACUCGCUGCACUUCUCAGCCGGAGAAAGCUUCCUAAUCCUGGAGAGGAGCAACAAACACUGGUGGUUGGGAUCCCGGUGCAGCUCCGGUGAGACCGGUUAUGUCCCCUCCUCAUACAUCGAAAAGAUCCAGGCUCCGGAGCAGGAUGAAGUGUUGCAGUCCAUCGACAGAGCUAUCGAAGGCAUUCACAAUGUCGCCUUAAAGAAUGGAGGCAAAUACAAUCUGGAGCAGCGGGAUGUUCUACAAAAGUUGAUCCAUCACAGAAAGGAGACGCUGGCACGGCGGAGCCUUUCGGGUCACUCGCAGGGCCUCCCGGCUUCCAACAGCGAAAUAUCCCUCAGUCAGACUCCUCCGCCGCCCAAUGGCCUUAACCGAGACUACGGAAAACAAGGAGGCGUGCCGCUAUCAGGGAGCAUGGACAGCAUGCACACAGACCCGGGCGUUUAUCAGGUGCCCCCGCAGCCCAGACGGGCAGCUCCCAUAACGCCGCCCCCUCCUGAGAAACAGCGUAACAGCCGGCGUGCAGAGCCCGACGUCCCCUCCAGAGUGUCCUCUCUCCCUCCGUCCCCGGUCCCCUCCCUCACAAUCAGCACCACUUCUUUAGAGUCUGGCUCCUCCCACUCUGCACUGUCCUCCGACGUCAGCCUGCCAAGUGUCUCCAGCACCCCCCCUCCCCCGGUGCCAUCCCGCGUCAAGCCCGCCGGCGCCGCCGUGCCACUUCCAGACACCCCCCCUCAGUCUGCCCCAGUCAAGAGCCCGGCCCCUCAGCCUCCUCAGCCGGCUGCCGAAGAGGAGCAGCCGGAGGGAGAGUGGCCGGUUGCCCCCCCGUCUGUCGCCGAGAGCCCCCCCGGCAGCCCGGCUCCCUUCGAGCCGGUUCCCCCGACCAUCGGGGCGGAGCUGAUCGAGCUGGUGCGGAAGAACACGGGCUUGAGUUACGAGCUGUCGCGGGUGGCUGUGGGGGUGGUGGUGGGCCACCUGCAGAGCACCCUGCCUCGCGCCUCCGCCGCCCUGGAGCGAGUUCUGGUGUCGCUGGUGGAGAGCAAGGACUCCAGCGCAGCGUUGCCGCGGGGUCAGGUGUGUCACGACGAGCAGCGGCUGGAGGUCAUCUUCGGCGACCUUGCCCGCCACCGGGACGACUCCCAGCAACGCAGCUGGGCGCUUCACGAAGACCACGCCCUCAUCGCGUGCUACCUCGAAGAGCUCCUCAAGAUACUGACCGAUGCCGAUCCCGAGGUGUGUAAGAGGAUGUGCAAGGCCAGCGACUACGAGAACGUGCUCUCUCUAGUUUCCUACUAUCAGAUGGAGCUCCGCGUGACUUUGCGCCUGCUGCUGCUCAAAGUGUUUGGUGCAAUGUGCAGCCUGGAUGCUGCUCUCAUCUCCACCCUCCUCAACUCCAUCCUCCCCAUGGAGCUGGCCAGGGACUUACAGACAGACACGCAAGAGCACCAGAAGAUGUGUUACACAGCCUUGGUGCUUACCAUGGUUUUCUCAAUGGGAGAACAGGUGCCAUAUCAUCACUACGAACACUUGAACGCUGACUUUGUUCAGUUCCUGCUGGAUGUGGUGGAAGACGGACAUCCCGCCGAUGCCACGGAGCAGCUGCCGGACAUCUUCCUCAACCUGCUGCUGGCCUUCAACCUGCACCACACAGUGCCGAGCAACAACGUGAUCAUGCAGCAGCUGAAGAAGAAAAACGUCAAGAUUCUAUCAGAGAAAGCGCUGCUGCUCCUCAACCGAGGAGACGACCCGGUGUGCAUGUUCAAACACAUGCCGCCCGCCCCGCACGCCGUGCUCAAGUUUCUGCAGGAUGUCUUUGCUAGCCGAGAGACGGCCGACAUCUUCUACCGCACGGACAUGAUGGUGAUGAUUGACAUAGCCGUGCGGCAGAUUUCUGACCUUUCACCUGGAGAUAAGCUGCGGAUGGAGUAUCUCUCCCUUAUGCACUCCAUCAUGCGCUCGACGGAUUACUUCGAGCACCUGCACCGCCUCUCCGACCUGCAGGGGGCGCUGCAGAGGAUUCUCAGGGAGGAGAAUGACCCAGGGGAGGAUGAAGGGAGCGCUACGGCCAAACAGAUGGAUAAGCUAAUUGUACAGCAGAUCUACAAGGAGUUCCCGCAGAUGAGCCAAGCCUAACUAACCAUCGGAGUAACACACACACACACACACACACACACACACACACACACACACACACCCACACACACACACACAUAGUCCACCGCAGGGAGGCGCAGUCUGGAAAACUGAUGCCCUUUGGAUGCUGAAUGCCGAGAAAUGCAAUCACUCAUGCCAGUGUUUCCUUGGACUCUGCUGCAGCGUGCAUGCGAUGUGGUGGAAUUCUUACAGAUUUGACCACAUCUGAUGAUGACUUUGAUUUGAGUGUGACGCGCUUGUGUGUUUGUUUGAGUGAGUGAGAGGAAAAUGCACAAGAUGCCCGUGAGGUUUAGUCUCAGCUGUAACCGAAACAAUAGCAAUUAGCAAUAACGAGCCUCUUUUACUUCAAAGGUCCCAUAUUGUCGUAUUUUCAAGUGUCCCACAGUAAAAUCUAGCCUUGACGCUGGAAUCUAGACGGUUUAAAAGUGUUUUAAUAAGCCCUACUUUGUGUGUCUGUAGCUGUAAUGCUAAUCAUGAAGGUUCAUUUGUUUCUUUACUACCAAACAUCUUUUGCACACUGAAUUGAUGCUACUGAAUUCUUGCAUCUGCAUUUUUGCUUUUUUUUUUUUUUUUUUACAUCAAAUGAUGCUGAAAAUGUCUUUGACUAAAAAUUCAUGUGUUAAAAUUUCAGUUUGUGAAAAUAGUGUUUUAAAAUGUAGUUUGUAAAACUUCAGUUCACAAAAGUUCAGUGUAAAAAAAAAUAAAAUAAAAAAUCGGUGCAAAUAAUUAUGAUGUUUCAAAACUCACACGUCCGGUUUGUGUAAGACCUGUGUCACGUGACGAUGCACUUUAUACCGGAUUGGCUGAGACAAUCGAUUUAUUCAGCCUUCAUCUGAAUGCGAACUUUGAAACAUCAAAUUCGCUUUGACCCAAUUUUUUUGCACUGAAUUCUUAUCAAAUGAACUGUUAAACUCCAUAUUUUAAUAAACAACAUUUCAAAACACUUGCAUUUUUGUAUAGAAAUGUUUACUUUUUAAAAAAAAGUAACAUUUUCAGUAUAAAAUCAGAUCAAAAUCAGUUCGCAAAAAAAAAUCAGUUACAUUAAUUCAGUGUGAAAAAAAGGCUUUGGUGAUUAAAAAAAUAAACAAAAAACUUUCAUAUUAAUGUGCUGUGGGUGUCCACGCCUGCCUCUGACAGUGGGUGUGGCUUCAAGAAGCGCUUUGUGCACUUUAUCCUCUUUUCCCAAUGUUACAGAUGCCAUAUAUCACAUAGAACUACGUGACCUUAAAGGACGACUGCACUCAUCAUCCACAAUCCUGACUUGAGACAUGAACACACGUCGUUGUUUUUUCUCUGCAUUCUAUAGAUAUAAAAACCGCUAAAAAGAGGCAGCGUAAUGGGACACACCUAUACUGCAUAUAAAGCCUUCUGAAAAAACCUCCAAAAAGCGCCAACAACGCUCCAUUUACAUAAUGUGAGCUGCAUAUCAACCAAGCUACAGCGACAUUGUCAUUAUUGUUGUUAACACUGUUACGCCCAAGAACUACGUUACUGGCGUAGUGACACCUCGCCACAUCGCACCGGCUAGCUACUUGCUGGCCUCAGGCCACUAGAAAAGGUAACGCUACAUACUGAAACUGCCGCCACUGCUGCUGUGUCUUUGUUUUUGAGUUUGGAAAAGUUAACGCUAGGUGUCGCGCUCCUUUCUAUGUCGCUAUGUGAAAUCAUUGCGCCCAGGAAGGACGUUCCAUUAAUGCUUAAAAUCACCAAAGUACGGCAAAAUACUGUAAGUAUUACAUGCUAUCAUGAAUGUACCUGCUACUACAUGCUCACAACAUGGAUAUAAAACCAUAAAACAUUUUUGGAGGUGUUUUAAUAGCGAGGUUUGUAGGUGAAAUAGGUGUGUCCCAUCACAUGCAUUUAAUUAGCUGCCUCAUUUUAUCUGUUUUUUAUCUUUAGAACACACAGAAAAGAGAAAGACGUGUUCAUGUCUCACAUAAGGAUUGUGGAUGAUGGGCAAAAUUCCCCCCCAAAAAUGCAGUUUUUCAUGGAAGGAGUGGGACAGAAGGACAAAUGUUUGCUAGGUUAGCCCAUUCGCUGAAGACAAUUAACAUGAUCAAACUUUACAGCAGAGCUCCAGGGUGCAUUUUAAGAUGCGUAGCGAAGCCUUUUUUUGUUUUUGUCAUGUUUGAUGCUCAUAAAGAGGCUCUCGGGUAACACAUGACUGUCAGAACAUCAUUAAAAAGUCACUUUUGAAGAAUAGGGGACCUUUCAAGUAACACAUUCGAACCAACGAUGCACUCAACUGUUAUUUUGCUGAAAGAAAUGCACAUUUACGAGCAUAUACUUUUAAAAGUGACUUCACCCUUCCCACCCCUGGGGUGGUUGAUCAAAGCUUGUGACUAGACGAACUUGUUUCUUUACCCAUGAAGCUCCGAAUCAAGCAGAACAAGAUGAGCAAGUUGUUGGCACAUAUCAUUCAACAGAACGGUUAGCAGUGCGCUCACUCGUGCAAAAGCUCCUCAAGCAUCAGGAUGGUUGACUUUCUAUCUUAAGGGACUGGAGUGUGUGCUUUCCCACAAUGCUGCAUUUAAAGUGUCAAUAGAGCCGUGUACCGUAGCUUCUGCUGAUGUUCUUGCACUUACCGUGUGAGCUAACGUGGCCGCUUUCUCUUUAUCAUCCACUGAAACCCAAGACAAAGUUGUUCAAGUUUACCGACUAAUAAUUGAACAUGUUUUUCUUCACGCUGUAUUGUGGUUGGCCGUGUUCUCUUACUUUGCAAGCUCACAUGAUCUUUUCUUUGUGUCUGUGACAUGCUUCCAUAAUUCUAAUAUUGUUGGACGUCAUUCUGAAGUGAUAUCAGUUUUUUAUAUCGUGUUCAAACGU